Molecule: messenger RNA, 1755 nt
Organism: Neomonachus schauinslandi (Hawaiian monk seal)
Lineage: Eukaryota; Metazoa; Chordata; Mammalia; Carnivora; Phocidae
Gene: CHMP4A
Product: charged multivesicular body protein 4A
Exons: 6
Coding region: 376-1086 (236 amino acids)
Biological process (GO): late endosome to vacuole transport via multivesicular body sorting pathway; vesicle budding from membrane
Cellular component (GO): multivesicular body; ESCRT III complex; cytoplasmic side of plasma membrane
Source: RefSeq, a predicted model, not a curated record
CCGCGGGGGUGUGGGGGAAGGCCGUGGCCGCGGGAUGUCCCGAGAACCCCAUGCGCGGCCUAGCGAGGCCUCCUCACGUGCCAGAAGGCCCCGCCUUGUUAGGGAGCCUGGCUCCGGCUGCCUCCCCUCCCCCGCCCCAGAGAGAAGAGCUGGGGGCCGGCCCGGGACGGGAGCGGAGGGUCCCCACUGUUCAGGCGGGGAGGAGGGGUUGAGUUUCUGCCCGUCCUCAUCUAGUCCUUUCCAAAACACUGGUGCUUCCUUUAUGCUGGCCAAGAGGGCAUCUGAGGUGAUGAAGAAAGAUUGCCUACUUAAAGCGCCUAUCUGGUGGGGCAAGACAAGCCAAAACUGACAUAUACAGUGUCGUGUAGCAACUCCAUGACGGAGAUGGACCUACCACCCAGGGAAGCACAGAAGCAGCGCGGGGGGGUUGUGAGCCAGAAGGCUGGAGGGAAGAAGGAGAAGGGGCCAACCCCUGAAGAGGCAAUACAGAAACUGAAGGAGACAGAGAAGAUACUGAUCAAGAAACAGGAGUUUCUGGAGCAGAAGAUUCAACAGGAGCUACAAAUGGCCAAGAAGCAUGGGAUCAAGAAUAAGAGAGCCGCCCUACAGGCUUUGCGGAGGAAGAAAAGAUUGGAACAACAGCUGGCACAAACCGAUGGGACAUUAUCCACCCUGGAGUUUCAGCGUGAGGCCAUCGAGAAUGCCACCACCAAUGCAGAAGUGCUUCGUACCAUGGAGCUUGCUGCCCAAGGCAUGAAGAAGGCCUACCAGGACAUGGACAUUGACAAGGUGGAUGAACUGAUGGCUGACAUUACAGAACAACAGGAGGUGGCCCAGCAGAUCUCGGAUGCCAUAUCUCGGCCUGUGGGCUUUGGAGACGUUGUGGAUGAGGAUGAACUGUUGGAAGAGCUAGAGGAGCUGGAGCAGGAGGAAUUGGCCCGGGACUUGUUAACUGUGGGUGACAAGGAGGAAGAACCCCCCAUUGAACUGCCCAGUGUACCCUCUACACAUCUGCCUGCAGGACCAGCUCCUGAAGCAGGUGAAGAUGAAGAAGCACUAAAGCAGUUGGCUGAGUGGGUAUCCUGAUAAGUCUGGGCUUGUUCUCCCAGUGCUGCCUUCAUUGGUCUCUUUUCCUUAAGUGCCAAGUGCUAAGCUAAAGGAACAUAGCCUUUUGGGGAGGUCCUGCUGAGGGUGAUAGUGUGACCCUGCCUGAAAAGGGGUUGUCGCCCUCCCCUCCCUGGCUCAACUCUGAAAAAGGACCUUGGUGUGAGAGGAGCCCCUGGGCUCCCUUCUCUGAGAGCAGUUACAGUGCCCUUGUUCCCAAUAAAAUCGGGCAGAUGGAACCAUAGUGCUUAUACUGCCUCGUCUACACCUGAAACUCUUCCCUGGCCUUUGGAGCUUUGUUUCAAGCAUUGAAUCACAAUGGGAGUAAUGAAGGGAAUAACGAAGUAUUGGAACAGAGAACAAAUGGGAGUUGACAAUAUCUUGACCUACUAUGUUCUAGGUAGGUACUAUUUCAUCUUUCAAGUUGGUUUGUCCUAGAGUUGCCUAGUGCUGAGGUUCAGCACAAGUAUUAUCUAUCUUCGACCCAUAUGGAGCUGUCUCUGAGUCUUCUCUCAUUGCUUUCCCCCAAUCAUGCCUCUGCCAAGACAGCCCCAUGAUUUACUACUCAUUUUCCUUUUGCAAAGCCCAUUUUCAAGGACAGGGAGGGAGAAUAUAGGGAUGAAGGAGCAAGUAGCUUUCCUUUAUUCAGAA